CCUAUGCUGAUUUCCCCCCCACAGGUCACUGGAAUACUGCUUGGUAACUUUAUGGUUUGGGGUGGAUUUUCCCUUUAAAAUACAUGGCUGAAAAUAUCAUAGGGAUUUUUUUUUCUCCAGAACUGUCAGUACCGAUAGUGUGUGUGUGUGUGUGUGUGUGUGUGUGUGUUUGAAACGUGCUUUAUUGUUCCAAUAAUCCAUGACUUACUCUUUAAUUUCAGCCAGAGUAGCGACAUUAGAUUCCCGACACUCCGCUAUCUUUAUUAAAAUCAACAUCAACCACAGGAGGGAUCCCGGACCGGAUGUUUGACGUAAACUCUUAAUUCCGUGCCUGUUGCAGGGAGGUAUCGGGAAAUCCCUCCUGUCUGAAGAAUAUAAAAUGACAGCCCUUUGCAACGACAAGGCAACUUCUUCUGGCCCUGGCAGCCCUCAGCAUCAGUGGAAACUCACCCGCAGCGCAACAUGCCCUCUACACUCAACGCGUACAUGCUCUCUGCAGUGACCCUGGCGGCUCUGCUCCUGUGCGCCCCCGGAGCUCCAGUGGAGGACGCGCCCACCGACAGCCCGAUAGGUGAUCUGUCAGGUGAAGAGGAGGUGGCGGCUCCUGACCUCCUGAGCGCCUCCCCAGUCUGGGACUCCAUCCUUGGCGCAACUAAACGCCACGAAAAGCAGUUUGAAGAUGAAUUCCAAAAUGAGGUGAAAUAUCAUUUUCUGGAGCACUACAAAAUCUCCUCACUUCCAGCAAGCUGCCCUUCCUCCAACUUCAGCAAGGAGUCUUGUCUCCACCGGUUGGUCCAAGGUGUGCUUAAAUACACAGUUCUCCUCAAGCACGUGGAGAAGGAGUACCCCGGCAGCUUGAUCUGCUCAGAGGUCAGAUACUACGGCGGCCUCCUGGUCAGCCUAACCAAAGGAAAGAUGAGGAACCCUGAUCAGGUCACGGCGCUGACCAGCAGCCAGGAGAUGCAGCUCCUGAAGGACCUCGACAACCCCAACACCUUCCACAGAAAGAUGACCGCGCACAGCAUCCUGCGCGAGCUCCACGUCUUCCUCCUCGACAGCAAGAGGCAAAUUAAUAAAAGGGAGAGGCUCAGAGGAAGUCUGGCUGUCAGGACUAUGGCACCCAUCGGUAUCUAACACACGCUGAAAAGAUGAGAAUAUUAAGAAUCAGUUAUGGAGAAAUACCUCAGGGAAACUGGGUGGCGUUAACACUGUUACUGUUCUCACACUCAGAUGUUUCUGUUUUGUUUUAAAUGGGCAGAUGAUGAAAAUGCAUGGUCUGAGUGCACCAACUGUAUGUGCGGUAUAGUCACAGUCUAUGAUUUUGUAAAUCUUGAAGGCCUCAGGGCUUAAAUAGCCCACUAUUGCACAACUUAUUUAACCUAUUUAUACUUGGUGAAAAGUGUUAUUUAUUGGUCAUAGGAAAACCCAUGAUCGUGGGUUUCUUGCACCAAAAAAAAGCAUGUUUUAUUUAUGAUUUUAGUGUUGAUUCAUUUCUGGAUUUUGAUAUUUGUAAGAAAAUAUUUGAGAAUUUUAUCUCCUAUUUUGUGAAGGAUGAUUUUAUACCAAUAGUGCUCUUAUUUAUUUACAACUAUUGUUAUUGGACUGGAUUUGUUACUGUGUUUUGAACACACAUGACGAGUUAGUGACUGGAAGGAAUAUUUUGUGCACAUGCAGAAAUAAAAAUGUAUUAAUUUAAAUGAGAAGUUUGUUUGUUCAUUCCAACAUGUCACACCUUUUAAACUAUUUUCAAUAAACCAUUGAUGUCAAAUGCAGAUUUUGAUCAGUCUCCUUAUGUACGCGUUUUCAAUGGAGGCUGGAAAAUAUAACUGUUAAACUUUAAAAACAGUUAAAACUAAAACAUGUUAGCGGUGAUCUGUUAAUCAUAAUUUGUGGAAUUUCCAAAAUUUAAAAAGUCAACCAUAACUAUUCAUG
Molecule: messenger RNA, 1932 nt
Organism: Epinephelus moara (kelp grouper)
Lineage: Eukaryota; Metazoa; Chordata; Actinopteri; Perciformes; Serranidae
Product: interleukin-6-like
Exons: 5
Coding region: 463-1134 (223 amino acids)
Biological process (GO): neutrophil differentiation; myeloid cell development; T-helper 17 cell lineage commitment
Cellular component (GO): extracellular region
Molecular function (GO): interleukin-6 receptor binding; cytokine activity
Source: RefSeq, a predicted model, not a curated record